Molecule: messenger RNA, 492 nt
Organism: Caenorhabditis remanei
Lineage: Eukaryota; Metazoa; Nematoda; Chromadorea; Rhabditida; Rhabditidae
Exons: 1
Coding region: 1-492 (163 amino acids)
Biological process (GO): embryo development
Source: RefSeq, a predicted model, not a curated record
AUGUUGUUUGAUCUGCAAGUGAAAUUCAAGAGGAUCUCUAUUAAACUUGAUGGAUCAGAAGAUCGAGUCUUAUUGUGGAACCAGAUAUCUAAAAAACUGGAACUGGUCGAGGAUCUUGUAAUCUUUUCCGGUAUGAAUCAGCUCACACCAGUUUUCGCUUCAUGGCCACAGAAUAUUACUAUCACGAAUUCCGCUUGGAUCACUCUGGAACAUCUUUUGGCGUGCACUUGUACUAGAAUUACACUCAGCUCGACUCAUUUGGAAAACAAGGAUUUGGAUAUAAUACUAAAGAAUUGGAAAACUGGAGGAUUUCCGAAUUUAAAUUAUCUGAAGAUUCAUAGUCAUAGAAUUACAAAUAUUGGAGCGACAAUUUUGGGAAUGAGUUGGAGCGAAUUAGAAGGGAAGGUUAUCCAAACUGAUGAUGGAUUAAAGAAGGCAACUAUUAGAAUUGAAAACCAAUGGUUUGAAAUGUCUGUGACUCGAUUUGAAUAA